Trifolium pratense (red clover) is the source of this 778-nucleotide messenger RNA. Its product is annotated as E3 ubiquitin-protein ligase RNF168-like. Lineage: Eukaryota; Viridiplantae; Streptophyta; Magnoliopsida; Fabales; Fabaceae. The transcript is spliced from 4 exons. The coding region runs from base 253 to 747 and encodes 164 amino acids. Gene Ontology annotation, molecular function: nucleosome binding; ubiquitin-protein transferase activity. The record is from RefSeq and is a predicted model, not a curated record. Gene Ontology annotation, cellular component: site of double-strand break; nucleus. Gene Ontology annotation, biological process: double-strand break repair.
AGGAUCAUAAAAUAAUGAAUCUGUUUUGUUUAAUAAUUUUUUUCUGUUCAUUCCGUACUUGCAAUGUCAUACAAUUAUGAUAAUUGAAAUUGACCAAAUUUUAUAAUGUCAUGUUGAUAAAACUUAUGUUUGAUGAAGCUGAAAACUUCAGAACUAGAAUAUUUGAUCUAAAUUAUGACAUUUGAUUUCAUCAUUCUCUAAUUUACAUAACCCCUGUCCUCAACAUAGUUAUUGAAGAUUGAAUAUCUCGAGAUGAGUUCUGAUUUGUCGUCCGCCACUUCUGUUCUCCGUUGCACCGAUGAACUUGUCAAGAAGUUCUUAUGCCCGAUUUGUGCGGAGAUAUAUUUUGAGCCAUGUACCACUCCUUGUGGACACAGUUUUUGCAAAGAGUGUUUGCAAUCUUCCAUGGCUAUGUCUGCCACAGACCUAAAUUGCCCUAUAUGCGGGGGAUCAAUAAGUAAUGGAUUAUCCUACUGUGUGAAUGUAGCUCUUUGGAACGCAGUUCAGUUCUUAUUUCCUCAGGAAGUUAAAUCGCGGAAAGUAACCGAUGCCUUAAAUAGAUCGAAAAAUUUAAGUGCACAACCAUAUAAAAAUUCUACUCGUUCUUGGCCUCCAUUGAAUGGUGUUUUUUAUUAUAUAAAUCUAUUGAAUGAUGGUUUAGAUAUUAUAAGCCGUGUGAUGUUAGGCUUGUUUGUUAUUGCACUGCCUUACAUGACAUAUGUUGUAUUCGAGAAAGACUUUCGUUAAUAAACACAGUUAGUGUAAUUUUUUUUUUAGU